AUGUGUGGAUGGAUGAGCGACGGCGGCGACGGACCAGGAACAGGAACACCAGGCGAACGAGACGGUGUCAUGGGUGGGUCCUGUCUGUCUGUCUGUAUGCCCUCUGCAUGUCUGGCUCUGGGGCCAAGCGGACAUCAGGUGGGUGGUGCAGUUGUGCUGGUGGGCUUCUGGGUGCCACGGUGCUUUGGCCCUACCGCACCGGAUGAUGAGUUGUGUCGUUUUGUGGGUGGCAUGCUGUGUGUGGGUGGGCUGGGACGAGAGGAUGGCGCAGCCAGCAGGUCAAUUCUAAUUCUGGAUGAGCAAAAUGCAGGUACGGUACAAGAUGGAUGUUCGUAUGGACACACCGUUCAGACAAGCCACGAGCUCCCCUUCUCCGUUCUGUGUUCUGUGUUCUUCACUCCGUCUCCUGCCCAGAAAGCGACGAAACGGACGAAACGGACGAGACGAGACGAGACGGGCCAUCAAGCAUCACCCGGAUGUACCGACCGCACUCUGAAGGGAACUUGA
Messenger RNA from Colletotrichum lupini, 507 nucleotides. RefSeq lists its product as uncharacterized. The record is from RefSeq and is a predicted model, not a curated record. Lineage: Eukaryota; Fungi; Ascomycota; Sordariomycetes; Glomerellales; Glomerellaceae. The coding region runs from base 1 to 507 and encodes 168 amino acids. The transcript has a single exon.